GCGACAUGAAGACAAACGAGUGACGGGCGGCGGCGGCAGCAGCAGCGCGCGCCAAGCAUCACGGGCUCCUCAUUGGCCGCAGGAGGACGAGUGGGCGGGACAUCUGAUGAGCACCGGACCGGGCUCUGCUCGACCUGCGGAAGCAACAUGAGACUCAGGUGCUUCCUGAUGCUCCUGACCUGCACCGCCGUUUUUGGGGGCGACGACAAGGAGCCGUGCGCCGGGCGAGACUGUUCCACCUGUCGAUGCUUUCCGCCGAAGGGAGCCAGGGGGUCUCCGGGGUCUCUUGGGCCUCAGGGUCCUCAGGGGCCCCCAGGCUUCCCAGGCCCGCAGGGUCCUCCAGGAGAGAAAGGCAAGCGAGGAGCCGAAGGCCCAGCAGGACCUCCGGGACCAAAAGGAGACACGGGAGCUGUUGGUGUUCCCGGAUUUCCUGGUUUAGAGGGAGUCCCGGGUCACCCGGGCCCAGCUGGUGGUCCUGGUUUUCCAGGUGUGGAUGGAUGUAAUGGGACGAGAGGAAGACAGGGAAAUCCUGGACUACCUGGAGAACAAGGGCCUCGUGGUGCAACGGGCUUUCAAGGACCAAAGGGAUUUCCGGGAGAUGCGGCGUUCUUCUUUCUCCAGUAUCCUGGAGUCCCCGGUGACCCCGGCCUCGAGGGACUUCCUGGUCUGCCGGGUGGACCAGGUACGAGAGGUUUAACAGGAUUCUUGGGUGCUGCUGGUCCUGACGGAGUGGAUGGUCUCCCUGGCCUGCCAGGUUCCAGAGGUCUGCCUGGCGAACGAGGUCGAUCGGUGCUGGGACCGAAAGGGGAUGAGGGUGAACAAGGUUUACAGGGUCCCCCGGGCCCAUUUGAGUAUGUUGACCCCCCAGAGGAAUUCUACAUCAAAGGAGAGCAGGGUGCAGCGGGGCCCAAAGGGGUUUGUGGAGCGCAAGGCCUGCCAGGUCUGGAUGUUUUCCCUGGCGUCAAGGGAGAGAAGGGAAUUGUGGGACUUCCCGGACCCAGGGGACUCCCGGGACGCCCUGGUCUACCUGGUUACAAAGGAGCUCAGGGCGCUAGAGGAAGCUCUGGUCUUCCAGGUUUGAUCGGACAAGAAGGUCCAAAGGGCGUGAUGGGAGAUCCUGGUCUGAAAGGCCAACCUCGGGAAAUUGUCAUCACCCUUUUGGGUGACGCUGGAGAUCCAGGGACUCCGGGACUGACAGGACCUCCGGGAGAUCGUGGAUUCAUGGGACCGCAAGGGCCCCGAGGAUCCCCUGGUAGAUCCAUACCAGGGCCAGCAGGUAUGAUGGGAGCGAGGGGGACUCCUGGAAGCAGAGGUGACAAAGGAGAUCCGGGUCAGGUUAUCACAGAUCAAGCAUUACCUGGAGAAACGGGAAGACCUGGCAGCCCGGGCCCCAGAGGUUCAAAAGGCCAACCUGGGAUGCCAGGCUUUUACUGCCUUCCGGGAGUGCCAGGAGAAUCUGGAGAACCUGGUGAAUCAGGGCCUUCUGGCCCACCGGGUGAUCGCGGAUUCAAAGGGCGCCAAGGUGAAUGCUUGUGUGGUCCUCCAUUUAUGAGGACGGGAGCCCCAGGCCCAGUGGGGAAGCCCGGUUUGGCGGGGUAUCCAGGGUCCCCUGGAGUUCAAGGUCCAAGAGGGGAGACAGGCUGCGUGGGAGACCCGGGUGUGACUGGACAGCCGGGCCUUGGUGGAUUACCUGGUGUCAAAGGGUUCAAAGGUCAAAAAGGAGACUUCAUUGUGGUAGAAAUCAAAGGUGAGAAGGGCGCAAGAGGUGAGCCGGGUCUUGCAGGUAGACAAGGUUUCCCUGGGAGAAGAGGCCAGGAUGGACUCCCAGGAGUCCCCGGAAGCCCUGGACCUCAGGGAGAAAGUACCUCCGGUUCUCUGGGGGACAGAGGCCUGAAGGGUCUCCCUGGCCCCAAAGGACUAACUGGACCCACUGGACCCCAGGGAUCCGGUGUGGUUGGAGCAAUAGGAAAUCGGGGGGAUCCAGGAUCCCCGGGACUUCCGGGUUUCGCUGGCUUCCCUGGCCUGAAAGGUGCUCAAGGCGAAACACUUCCUUGUAUACCCAGAAACCCUGGAGCCCCAGGACAGAAAGGGGAGGCCGGAGAUACAGGCCUCAGAGGGCUUCCUGGUCCUCCUGGUUUCAAUGGAUUCACUGGACCCGAUGGACCUAAAGGGGAAAAAGGACAGUCUGGACUUCCUGGACCACAGGGACUAGCAGGACCACGAGGUCUUGUUGGAGAUAUUGGAGUUGAAGGGCCUGAAGGCUUCAGUUUUGCCGGAGAGCCAGGUUCUCCGGGUGCACCGGGCACUCCUGGGCUGAGAGGACCAGCUGGUGAGUCUUAUGUGGGGACCUCAGGACCCGUUGGCUUUCCAGGGUUAGUGGGCUCUCUGGGACCUAAAGGAGUCCCAGGCCAAACUGGCAACCAGGGUUUCCAAGGGGUCCCAGGUCUGCCCGGAGUUCCAGGGCCUAAGGGCCAAAGAGGACAGGAUGGGGCACCGGGCAAUAAUGGUUCCCCCGGGCCCAUCUCUGAUCUGUGCCAAAAAGGAAAACCUGGUCCCACAGGCCCUCCCGGUCCACAAGGAGCUACUGGCCCCUCUGGAUGUUUUGGGGAGAAAGGUGAUAUGGGAGAACCAGGAUCACCAGGGUAUGGCCCCCGCGGCCCUGUGGGCAAACCAGGGUCUCCUGGUUUUCCUGGGUAUCCGGGACUUCCGGGCCCUCCUGGUCCCAGUGGAGAAUCUGGAUUUGCUGGGCGGGAUGGACAGAAAGGUCUGACGGGACCCCUUGGUAAAAACGGUGUCCAAGGAGAGCAAGGAUUGAUUGGGUUCCCAGGAUAUCCAGGGAGGACAGGAGAGAGAGGACCUGAUGGACAAGAUGGCAGGCCAGGAUGUCAAGGUCCCAAAGGAGAGAAGGGCUGUAAAGGGUACCCGGGACCGACCGGGGAGACAGUGGGUGUCCCUAUCAAAGGUGAAAGAGGAAAGCCUGGUCCGCCCGGUGUCAAUGGCUUCCCCGGUGCACGAGGAAAUAAGGGCGCACAAGGACUUUUGGGCAAGCCUGGGCCCCCAGGCACCAACAUGCCGCCGGGCAUCCGCGGGACGCCGGGCCCACAAGGGUCUUUAGGCAAACCGGGGCCUUCUGGAGGACCUGGGCCUCCUGGACCUUCCGGUUUUCUUGGCUUCCCUGGAGAACCAGGAGACCCAGGUGAGCAAGGAUGCCCUGGGAGGCCCGGAGAACGUGGUCGACGAGGACCUCCUGGGUCCAAAGGUGAUCAAGGAGAGUCACGCAGUAGACCUGGUUUACCUGGAGACAGGGGGCCUCCUGGAGCCCCGGGACCUCGAGGUGCUUCUGGAGCUCGAGGUGAUCCAGGAGCACCUGGGUUCAUCGGAGAGCCAGGUCAGAUAGGCUGCAAAGGAGAUCUCGGACAGCCUGGGGAGCAAGGAGCACCAGGUGUGAUUGGACCCCCAGGCCCCAGAGGCCGACAAGGGGUUCCAGGUCUUCCUGGCAACGCGGGGGCCGAUGGUCCCCCUGGAUCGUACGGUGUCUCGGGACUCCGAGGUCCUCCAGGACCACUGGGACUUCACGGCCUGGAUGGACUAAAGGGGGUGAAAGGGGACAUUGGCAGCAGAGGUCUCAGUGUUCCUGGUCCCCAAGGUUCUCAAGGUCUUCCGGGAGAUAAAGGCCCCCUUGGUCCUCCGGGUCUCCCAGGUUCAUCACAGCAUGGACCUCCGGGACCCAAAGGCCCUUCAGGAUCUAGAGGGACACAAGGACAAAUUGGACCUUCGGGUGCAUCCGGACCUGACUGUAAAACCCCGCCCUCUGGGAUUUCAGGAGAUCCUGGCGAACCCGGGCCAGAUGGAGAGCCAGGUUACCUUGGCGAGAUGGGCCGUGCGGGUCCUAACCCUCCAGUGCCUGGCGAUGAUGGGGAUAACGGGGGCAACGGAUGCCCGGGUCCAAAGGGAGACAAAGGACUUCCAGGGCCCAAGGGACAAGCAGGCAUCGGUGGAUUGCCAGGUUUAAAAGGAGAGCGAGGUUCAAUGGGUCUGAUGGGGAUACCUGGAAAUGCGGGCCCAAGAGGUUUCCCGGGACCAACUGGACCUCUUGGGUCGCAGGGUUGUACUGGUCAGGAGGGUCCAAAGGGGGAGAGAGGCAGAGUUUUCCCUUGCCCCACUUACCCUUCACCCCAACCGGGCCUUCCAGGACCUUCCGGGCUACCGGGUCUUCCAGGAAGUACUGGUUUUCCGGGAGACAGUGGCCUCAAGGGACUCAAAGGUAAGAAGGGGGAUGCCGGGUGUGUGGGUCCCCAAGGCCCUCGGGGGCCUCCGGGACCUGUUGGGGAGCCAGGUCGCCGAGGCCCAGAGGGGGAGAGCGGUGAGAUGGGAGCAAAAGGUGAUCCCGGUUUGACCGGAGACCGUGGAGCCCCUGGACCAUCCAAACCCUUGAACGCGGGCUUCCUAAUGGUCAUCCACAGCCAGUCCAGAGCGCCUCCAUCGUGUCCGCAGGGGAUGCAAACUCUGUGGGUGGGAUACAGCCUGUUGUACCUGGAAGGCCAGGAGAAGGCGCACACUCAGGACCUCGGCCAGGCGGGCUCGUGCAUGCGCGUCUUCUCCACCAUGCCCUUCGCCUCGUGCAACAUGGGAAGGUGCUCGUACGCCGGCCGCAACGACAAAUCCUACUGGCUGUCGGCCACGGCCGCCGUGCCCGCCCUGCCCGUGGCCGGAGCCUCCAUCGAAGAGCACAUCAGCCGCUGCGCCGUUUGCGAGGCGCCCUCCGCCCCCGCGGCCCUGCACAGCCAGUCGUCCAGCCGCCCUCCGUGCCCUCCCGACUGGACCAGCCUGUGGACCGGCUAUUCCUUCCUCAUGCACACGGGCGCCGGCGACGAGGGCGGCGGUCAGUCCCUGACGUCGUCGGGCAGUUGCCUGCGGGACUUCCGGCCGCAGCCCUUCGUGGAGUGCCAGGGCCCGCGGGGUACGUGCCACUACUUUGCCAACAUCUACAGCUUCUGGCUGACGGCGCCCGACGCCGAGGCCCGCCGGCCCGCCGCCAACGUGGGACGCUGCAACGUCUGCAUCAAGGUGGCCCCGCCCCCGCCCUGA
Hippocampus zosterae (dwarf seahorse) is the source of this 5088-nucleotide messenger RNA. RefSeq names its product collagen, type IV, alpha 4 (gene col4a4). Bases 148 to 5088 code for a protein of 1646 amino acids. Lineage: Eukaryota; Metazoa; Chordata; Actinopteri; Syngnathiformes; Syngnathidae. The transcript has 47 exons. Gene Ontology annotation, cellular component: collagen trimer. The record is from RefSeq and is a predicted model, not a curated record. Gene Ontology annotation, molecular function: extracellular matrix structural constituent.